GACAUAAAACAGUCUUCCUUGGGUCUCCCUAAAAGCAGCUGAGACCAGUUCUGGAGUCUUCGGUGACGCAAGCGAAAUUCUAAACCCAAAGCAAAGGGCACAGCGUUCUUAAACCUGACCUUACCUUCGGUACAGAACGCUGCGAUUCCUCAAAGGAUUUGUGAAUUGAUUACAUUGAUUGCAUGAUACAACUUUCUGAAGGGUGAAUUAAGAGUGCUCAGAAGAGAAAUUUGAAGCAGAAAUUCUCAAAGAAUGUGUGUUCCGAAAGAUGCAUAUGUGGAACUUGACCUCUCCGGUAAUGUGUCCCGUGGGUAAUAAUACAUUGGAUAUUCACGUACACAGGGAAUAAAGAGAGUGAAGGAAUCUAUUUACCAAGAUAUCUCCAGUUUAUUUAUCAUUCAUCAAUCACCACCGACCAACCGUGAAACGACAGCAGCUUUUCUCAGAGUUCAACGGCUACCAUCCAGGUCAAAAUGGCCGACACUGACCAACGCAACCGUAUCGUAUUCCUGGGCUCCGGUCGGGUGGGGAAGACCGCCAUACUGAAACGGUUUCUGUUCAACACAUACUCCGAGGAGUACAAGGAGACGGUGGAAGACCUCUUCGCCCGAGAUUACAACAUCCGUGGAUCUUUAAUCAAAGUGGAUUUUCUUGACACUGCUGGGAAUUUCGUGUUCCCCGCCAUGAAGCGCCUGUCUAUCACCACUGCUCACGCCUUUGUGUUAGUCUACUCCAUAACGAGCGUGGAGACGUUUGAGGAGGUGAAGCGACUCUGGGCGGAGAUACAGGAGGCCAGGUCUAAUUACCAGGAGUUGCCGUGUGUCAUCGUGGGUACCAUGAUGGACCUAGAAAACUCCCGUCAGGUAGAAAAGUUUGACACGCUCAACUGGAUUUACAGCAACAAUUUUGCAGGUGGCUUUGUGGAGGAGUAGGAGUUUGGUCCGCCGUGGCUCCAAACCGAAAGUAAAACGGACGCACAGACGAGGCAAGCACGACUGUCGUGUCUCUUGACUGGAACAGCGGAAGCGGAAGGUGGCACAACAACAAAGAAUGGAGACGUAAUCUACAGCGAUUUUCUACGUUAACUGUGUACACAGGACCAUUUUGUUUUACUCUUGUAAGGUAGAGGAAGAAUGCCUGUUAAAGUCAUGCCUUCCUGUCUGUGCGUCUAUUAGUUUGUUUGUCUGUUUGUCUGGUUAACUCUACGGAUUCUACACUUCUUUUUGUUACAAUAGUCUUUUCUUUGUGUAAAUUUCAUAUUUCUUAUUUUCCUUUUUUGUAGCUUUGCGGCAAAGAGUUUGUGAAAAUAAGCCAUUCCUUGUUUGUUACAUGUAUGUAUAAAUGUGGCUAUUUGUAACACUUAUGCAGGUGUUGGAAUUUUUUUCUAAUAAUUUUGGACGUGCCGCAGGUGGUGUGUGUGACGGGGAGUGACAUAGUUCAACUGGAUGUUGUUCACUUUAUCACUUUUGCGUGCGGAGUAACUGUAAAUGUAAGCCAAAACUUCAACAGUUUCCUUUGUCUAACGUUUGCCUUUGUCUCUGCCCUCGACCUGAUAUCAUCGGGUUGUUGUUGUCUGUUUGUAUUUGUUUUCUAUAUUAAUUUGUUUUUGUUGUUGUUGUUGUUGUUUGGUUGUUAUUUGUUUGAUUUUGUGUUAUUGUUGUUGUUGUUUUUGUUUUGUUUGUUUGUUGGUUUGUCUGUUUCUUUUUGUUAUUACUAUUAAUUAAUGAUUUCCAUUUCCGAAGGAUUUACGACCAAAAAUAUCUUCUAUUUUUGUUUUUAUUCUAUCUAUUGCCUUUUUGUUUUGCCCGCAAAUUUCUUGAUAUAAUCAUUUUUGGAACUACAAUAACCGAAAAGCAUUGUGUGGACAGGUUCUUUGAUUGUAUGUCCGUUGAGACCACAAAUAUUGUUCUUGCUGGAAGAGAAGUGCAGUGUUUCAAAACGUUACCCGACGUAAUAGAUUCCGCAGAAAGAACACUAGAGCCAGAAUAAAUACAUUUGAUUUAACAAUAGCUUCACCCAAUCUCCCUUGUCCAAUAUAAUUUUGGUUAUACACGCUGAAAUAACAAUUGGAAUGGCUUAGCUAUCAAGUUGUUUUGACACACUGUGAUGAUCAGAGUUUGUGGUACAGCUGUUAGGCACUUCGCCGUCGUAUGAAGACGAUCCAAGUUUGAUUUCCGUACGGAGAGAAUAAUUUUUAACAAGCACUGCCAUCUUCUGCCGGGACAUUGCACCUAGGUUGGCCUUGCCUGGCAGAGUCGAAGCCCACCUCCCAUCUAGAUUUUGUCGAUGGGGGCGCCAAAAGAAUCCACAUCUAAAACACAACAUAACUUUGAAAUAAUUAUUGAAGUGGCUAAGCUAUCGCUAUGCUUUUCAUUUUUGGACACUCACAAAUGCCAAAACACCACAGGCGUUGCUAGGAAACAAAAAGGUCUUGAUCACCAGUGUGUAAAAUUGAACCAAAUUAUGUGGAGGGGAAGAAAGAAAAAGCCC
Aplysia californica (California sea hare) is the source of this 2490-nucleotide messenger RNA. RefSeq names its product GTP-binding protein Di-Ras2. NCBI's taxonomy places the organism in Eukaryota, Metazoa, Mollusca, Gastropoda, Aplysiida, Aplysiidae. The record is from RefSeq and is a predicted model, not a curated record. Gene Ontology annotation, molecular function: GTPase activity; GTP binding.